AUGGCCAGCAACGCAACUUUGCCCUCCUUGCCCACGAAGGCACAAGAAGUUGACUCUCCAGCCACCAAGGCAGCCUCGAGCUCCUUGCCCACCAAUGGCACCAAGGCUCAAGAAGUUGAGUCUCCAGCGAAAAAAGACGGUCCCCAGAACGUUCAACGCCGCUUGGUCACGGUGCGCCGUGUUACCUCCUCGACCUAUCUUAACAGCAACUACGAUCUCAUCACCAUUGACGGCUGGAAAGUGGUUGUCAAGAGAACAAAGGGAAUCGUCGAGGGCGACUGGAUCGUCUUUCUGGAAGCAGACUGUUUUGUCCCGGCGCACGGCAGAUUCGCCAAAUUCGAGCGCCUUUUUGCUGAGAUUGGCGAGUUGAGUACAUAUGACGGCGUAGAGGGAUAUCGCGUGGGCAUGUCGACAUGGAGAGACCACCAGGGCAAGCAGGUCGUCUCUCAGGGCCACGUCUUUGCUCUCCGGGAGUUUCCACACAUCGAAGACAAGGUCUUUGAACUCCGCUGGGAACGAUCCAGAACCCACACGGACGAGCAGUUCCUGAACUACCUCCGCACCCUCGAUUUCAGGAACGGCCUUGAUGUCAUGAAGUGGGAAAGCCCCGACGACAACAAUGACAACACCCAGCAGCAGCAACUCACCGUGACCACCUUCCCCAAAUACCCCCACUUCAUCCUCAAACCGGACAUGGAGCGCGUGCAAAACUGCCCCAACCUCUUCCUCAAACCCAAAUACCGCACCUACCUCUUCCAAGAAUCCGUCAAGCUCGACGGCGCCAGCAUGACAGUCUACUUCCUCCUGCCCACCAACCCAUCCUACUCUCACCUCCCCACCCUACCGGCCCUCAGCCCUGCAUCCAUCCUCACCCAUCCCUUACUGCAACACGCCGUGCAGCAACUGGGCCGCUUCGGUGUCUGCUCCCGCAAGCACGACCUCGUUCCACACCUAAUCUCCCAGGCAACAACCCCCGCACAACACAUCUACUGGGCCGCCGCCCUCGCUGCCAAGCUGCACGUCUCCCUCCCCGCCGGCGCGGCCGCGGGUGAGCAUGGGUCUGGGUCGAUUGCCGUGCAGGGCGAGCUUGUGGGCGCCGGCAUCCGGGGAAAUCCGUACGGCUAUGCCAAGGGGGAGCAUGAGUUUGUGAUCUAUGCGGUGUAUGAUGUUGAUCGGCGUAAGCGGUGGGAUCCGAGGAAGGUGGUGGAGUUUGCGGAGCGGAUUGGGGUGAGGCAUGUGCCGGUGAGGGGGUACCAUAGGAUCUGGGAUGUGGCGAGGAACCAUGAGGAUUUGGUUGUUAGGGCCGAGUUGAGGAAUGCGGAAGGGUUGGUGUGGAAGAAUGUGCUCGAUGGGAGGUGGUUCAAGGUUCUUUCGAGCAGGUGGGUGUUGGAGAAG
Canariomyces notabilis is the source of this 1395-nucleotide messenger RNA. RefSeq names its product DNA ligase/mRNA capping enzyme. The record is from RefSeq and is a predicted model, not a curated record. The annotation marks the transcript as partial. The transcript has 2 exons. Lineage: Eukaryota; Fungi; Ascomycota; Sordariomycetes; Sordariales; Chaetomiaceae.